Molecule: messenger RNA, 2705 nt
Organism: Vespula pensylvanica (western yellowjacket)
Lineage: Eukaryota; Metazoa; Arthropoda; Insecta; Hymenoptera; Vespidae
Gene: Snap25
Product: synaptosomal-associated protein 25-like
Exons: 8
Coding region: 639-1283 (214 amino acids)
Biological process (GO): synaptic vesicle fusion to presynaptic active zone membrane; exocytosis; synaptic vesicle priming
Cellular component (GO): plasma membrane; SNARE complex
Molecular function (GO): SNAP receptor activity; syntaxin binding
Source: RefSeq, a predicted model, not a curated record
GAGUGGGUGGUUCGCGUCUGCGCAUUUUUCGAUGGGUCGCUCGGUCGCUCGGUCGCUCGGUCGCUCGUACUGUGCUUCUCGUUCCCUCGUCCUCGGGUAUUGAUUUCCGUAGAAGGUUAGGACGCGGCUUAGAUGUGUGUUGUCUACGCUGCCGUUAGCAGCCAGCUACGUUUUCUGUAACGUCGCGCGUGUAUUUGUGGGCCGGCCUCCACCUCCACAUCCACCUUCUCUCUCUCUCUCUCUCUCUCGUUUUCUCUCUCUCUUUCUCCUCUUUUACGAAGAGUUCCCAAGUGUUGCGCCAACUUUCGCCAUCCUCGCUGGUGUUUCGACUGUCAGAGGAGAACGCGUGGUGCCUGUCUUCUUGUCUUCGAGGAAGAGAGCUUUAACUUCGUCUGUCUGUCAGUCUCGUUUUAUCUUCUUUUCUCUCAUGUCGCAUCGGUUCUUUCAUCUCGAAUCGUUUAAUCGGACGUAUCGUCAUUGGACACAGUAACACGUGAGAGAUCUUAAACCGUUUGAUUUCUUCUUUCUCUUCGUAUUUGAAAGAAGAGAAGGAGUACACGAGGAAGAGAUUCCUCGUUCAACAGAAGACUUCGAUUUAGCUGGGUAGGCUCAACCAGCGCUUCGGGGCACCUUCCGAGAUGCCUGCACCAACGUCAACGACGGGUGCGGCCGAAAGUGGCCCACCUCGCACCGAAUUGCAAGAAUUACAGCUGAAGGCCGACCAGACCACCGAUGAGUCCUUGGAGAGUACGAGGCGUAUGCUGGCAUUAUGCGAGGAGAGCCACGAGGUCGGGAUGAAAACUCUCGUUAUGCUGGACGAGCAAGGCGAGCAAUUGGAUCGAAUCGAGGAGGGCAUGGACCAGAUCAAUGCGGACAUGCGAGAAGCAGAGAAGAAUCUUACCGGGAUGGAAAAAUGCUGCGGUCUCUGCGUUCUUCCGUGUAACAAGAGUGCAAGUUUCAAAGAGGACGAGGGAACGUGGAAGGGUAACGACGAUGGUAAGGUCGUGAAUAAUCAGCCUCAACGCGUGAUGGAUGAACGCAAUGGACUCGGCCCUCAGGGUGGCUAUAUCGCUAAGAUCACGAACGAUGCGCGUGAAAACGAAAUGGAAGACAAUAUGGGCCAGGUGUCGACGAUGAUCGGCAAUCUCAGAAACAUGGCUAUCGAUAUGGGUAGCGAGCUCGAGAAUCAAAAUCGACAAAUCGACAGGAUCAACCGGAAGGGCGAGUCGAACGAAACAAGGAUAGCCGUGGCGAAUCAACGUGCACACGCCUUGCUCAAGUAAAAGUUGAGUGUGUGGUACUCAACUGUCCGGGGCGAAUCGAACGACACAAGGAUACAGGUGGCCAACGAGCGAGCCCAUCAGCUGCUCAAGUAAAAACCACUCACGACCAUCUCUCUCUGCACCCCCGUCUCGGCCACCGGCAUUACCGAUACCAUCAUCAUGUACAACAACAACAACAACAACAACAACAACAACAACAACAACAACAACCACCACAAAAUACAACAAUCAGCACCAAGACAAGUACUAUCACAAUUAUACUUACAAUUUACACUAUACAUACAUAUGUAUACGCUUUCCUUUUUUCUUCCUUUCUUAUUUACCUAUUACCCUCUUAAUCUAUAUACCUGUAUUAUUAUUCGCUGAUAAGAUAUCACCGAAGGGAUGAACAAAAUGGAAAGGAUAACAUUCUCAUAGAAUAAUUGUUAAUCAACAAGAUUUAUGGUCUUUUGAUUUCUAACUUUCUUUGAUUUCUAACUUGAUAAAUCGUCCAUGUUUCUUUUUUUCUAUCUCUGUAUUUAUUCUUUGCUACAUAACAGUAUUUCCAAUUAUCUUGACGUUACUUAUUUGUUUACGUAAUUGUUAUUAAUUUAAAAAAAAAGGAAAUAGAAUGUCUACUCAUAUAUAUUCGUAAUAUCGUCCGACGAAUCAUUUCUUUAUCGAUACUAAGACGCGAGAAACAUAUCGUUUGGCAUUAAUGUCGUUGUAAUUUUCCGUACUUAAGGAAGCUUCCUAAGUCAAAUUGUGUAUUAAAGACGAUAGCAAUGCUCUUAUUGUAUGUACCGUGAAUUUGAUAUACUGAUUCAUUAAACGGUUUGUCACAUCGAUUAGCCAAUCCCCGUCCAUCUUUAAUAAAAACAAAAAAGUAUUUAUUUAUUUAUCCUUUCACAUUAUACUCACCCGACUUCUUUACUCUUUUUUCUUUUUUUUUUUUUUCAUUAAUCGUGUCUCUCUACACACGCGAUAUACACACGCAAUUUACACACGCGUACACACGUACAUGUACUCACGUUUUACGUUCACGCUCACCUUAUCACCGUACGUCGCUGAAAAAAAAAGAAAAUAAAAAAAAACAAACAAAAUAAUAAACAAAAUAGAAAGAGAAAUUAACUAGAAAAAAAAAAUCUUUUUCGCGACGGAUCUUCAUCGCUCGUGCAAAAUAUCCAACGAGCUCGUCGUGCACUUUAAAAUCGCGUCAUGUUUUAAAUCUUUAAAUAUACGGCGCUUGAUUAGAGUUCUCAGCGGGAACUAAUCCGCGAUUAGUAGACGCCGAGAAGAAUUGUAAAUUUUAAGUCGACUCACGACGCGCAUUAGAGAUAAGCGAGAAUAAUAAUAUACGAGAGUCAAGUUUCUUAUCUCGACGAUCCGCUAACGAGUACAAAGCUAAUAAAAAAGAAAAAAAAAAACAAAAAAAGAAAACAA